Molecule: messenger RNA, 498 nt
Organism: Closterium sp. NIES-65
Lineage: Eukaryota; Viridiplantae; Streptophyta; Zygnematophyceae; Desmidiales; Closteriaceae
Source: the annotation of a GenBank genome assembly
AUGAAGCUGUUGGGGGGGGCCGCUGCUGCAGUGGCGGCUGCUCCAGGGGCGGCUGCUGCAGUGGCGGCUGCUCCAGGGGCGGCUGCUGCAGUGGCGGCUGCUCCAAGGGCGGAUGCUGCAGUGGCGGCUGCUCCAAGGGCGGCUGCUGCAGUGGCGGCUGCUCCACGGGCGGCUGCUGCAGUGGCGGCUGCUCCAAGGGCGGCUGCUGCAGGGGCGGCUGCUGCAGGGGCGGCUGCUCCAGGGGCGGCUGCUGCAGGGGCGGCUGCUCCAGGGGCGGCUGCUGCAGUGGCGGCUGCUCCAGGGGCGGCUCCUGCAGUGGCGGCUGCUCCAGGGGCGGCUGCUGCAGUGGCGGCUGCUCCAGGGGCGGCUGCUGCAGUGGCGGCUGCUCCAGGGGCGGCUGCUGCAGUGGCGGCUGCUCCAGGGGCGGCUGCUGCAGUGGCGGCUGCUCCAAGGGCGGCUGCUGCUGCUGGGCGGCUUGGCGGCUCGGCUGCCCGCUAG